AUGAAGCUCACCUGGAAGGAUAUUCCUCCCGUCCCGACUCACCAGGAGUUUCUAGACAUUGCUCUGAGCAGAACGCAGCGCAAAUUGCCCACACAGAUUCGUGCCGGUUUCAAAAUUGGCAGAAUUCGAGCUUUCUAUACCAGAAAGGUCAAGUUCACCCAAGAGACGUUUUCCGAAAAGUUUGCCUCCAUCCUCGAGACUUUCCCCCGACUGCAGGACAUCCACCCAUUCCACAAGGAUCUCCUCAACACCCUCUACGAUGCCGACCAUUUCCGCAUCGCUCUCGGCCAGCUUUCUACCGCCAAGCAUCUGAUUGAGACCAUUUCCAGAGAUUACGUCCGUCUCCUCAAAUAUGGCCAGUCUCUUUUCCAGUGCAAGCAGCUGAAGAGAGCCGCCCUCGGUCGCAUGGCCACCCUUGUCAAGCGUCUCAAGGACCCUCUGCUGUACCUUGACCAGGUCCGCCAGCAUCUUGGCCGUCUGCCUUCCAUUGACCCCAACACCCGCACUCUUCUCAUCUGCGGUUACCCUAACGUCGGCAAGUCGAGCUUCCUGCGCAGCGUCACCCGCGCCGACGUCGACGUUCAGCCAUAUGCCUUUACCACCAAGAGUCUCUUUGUUGGACACUUUGACUAUAAAUACCUGCGCUUUCAGGCCAUCGAUACCCCUGGUAUUCUCGACCACCCUCUCGAGGAGAUGAACACUAUCGAAAUGCAGAGUAUCACUGCUAUUGCCCAUCUUCGAUCAGCCAUUCUCUACUUUAUGGAUCUGUCCGAGCAGUGCGGCUACUCCGUCUCGGCCCAGAUUCACCUUUUCAAGAGCAUCAAGCCUCUAUUCUCCAACAAGCUCGUCUUUGUUGUGGUCAACAAGAUUGACGUGACCCGUCCCGAGGACCUCGAGCCCGAGCUCAAGGCCGAGCUGGACGGCAUCCUGAAGCCCGGUGAGGUUGAGAUGCUUCAGCUUUCGUGCAACACCCAAGAGGGUGUUCAGGAGGUCAAGAACGCUGCCUGCGAGCGCCUCAUUGCCGAGCGUGUCAACCAGAAGCUCAAGGCUGGUACCGCCAGCAGCGGCAACAUCGGUGGCCGUCUCGCCGAUGUCAUGGCUCGUAUCCACGUUGCCCAGCCCAUGGCCGGCCAGACUCUGGAGACUUUCAUUCCUGAUGCCGUCAAGGGCCUCAAGAAAUACGACAAGGAGGAUCCUGAGCGCCGCAUGCUUGCCAGGGAUGUCGAGGCCGAGAACGGCGGUGCCGGUGUCUUCAGCGUUGACAUGAAGGCCGACUACCUGCUCAAGAACCCCGAGUGGAAAUAUGACAAGAUUCCCGAAGUCUUCAACGGCCAAAAUGUCUUUGACUUUGUCGAUCCCGAAAUCGAUGCUAAGCUGGCUGCUCUAGAAGAGGAAGAGGAGAAGCUCGAGCAAGAAGGCUACUAUGACUCUGACGAGGAGAUUGACGAUGACGAGGAGACCGAGGUCCUGCGCAAGGCUGAGCUCAUCCGCGAGAAGCAGCAGCUCAUCCGCAACGAGGCCCGCAUGAAGAAGCGCCUCAAGAACCAGGCCAUCAUUCCCCGCAAGAAGGUCAAGAAGUCCAUCUCCGAGUUUGACGACGCCCUCGACGCCCUCGGCCACGACACCACCGAGAUGACGGAGCGCGCCCGCGCCAAGUCGCGCCCCCGCGGCCGUUCCACGACCCGCAGCCGCGCCGGCACCGAGGAUGCCGACGCCAUGGAGGUGGACGAUCCCAAGGCCCGUCUCCGCUCCAAGAGCCGCCCCGCCAGCCGCGCGCCCACGUCGAGCCGCAGGGACGCCGGUGUCCAGGACGAGACCAAGCUGACCAAGGCCGACCGCAUCUCCAAGCUGAACCAGCGCAGGAUGAACAGAAUGGCCCGGCAGGGUGAGGCCGAUCGCUUCAUCGGCACGGCCAUGCCCAAGUACCUCUUCUCCGGAAAGCGUGGUAUCGGCAAGACGGACUGGAAAUAA
Akanthomyces muscarius is the source of this 1971-nucleotide messenger RNA. RefSeq lists its product as uncharacterized. Gene Ontology annotation, cellular component: nucleolus. NCBI's taxonomy places the organism in Eukaryota, Fungi, Ascomycota, Sordariomycetes, Hypocreales, Cordycipitaceae. The coding region runs from base 1 to 1971 and encodes 656 amino acids. The record is from RefSeq and is a predicted model, not a curated record. The transcript has 2 exons. Gene Ontology annotation, biological process: ribosomal large subunit biogenesis. Gene Ontology annotation, molecular function: GTP binding; RNA binding; GTPase activity.